Molecule: messenger RNA, 1575 nt
Organism: Cajanus cajan (pigeon pea)
Lineage: Eukaryota; Viridiplantae; Streptophyta; Magnoliopsida; Fabales; Fabaceae
Product: transcription factor bHLH68
Biological process (GO): regulation of transcription by RNA polymerase II
Cellular component (GO): nucleus
Molecular function (GO): protein dimerization activity; RNA polymerase II cis-regulatory region sequence-specific DNA binding; DNA-binding transcription factor activity, RNA polymerase II-specific
Source: RefSeq, a predicted model, not a curated record
AGAAAAAGUAACAUAUGCAAAGUUUCUCAACCCCAACUCUAUAAAAUACUGAGACCCCAUAACUUUAAGUUUCUUCAACAGCUAGUAAGAAAGCAAAACACAACACUCUAAGCUUUAGCCAAAGCCUUGUUUGGUUGCUCAUACAAGGAAAUAUCACAAAGGUAGUGAAAGAGGAAAAAGAAAGUAUAAGGGAAAGCAGAUUAAAUAUUUCAUUUCAAGAGUAUUAUUAAUUCCUUACAAAGAUUUUUCUAUAGUUCAGCAAAUGAUGGCUGGGAACCCUAACUGGUGGACUAUGCAUCCACCAUCUUUGAUCCCUCCCCAGUACGUGCUUGGAUCUUCUUCAAUUCCUUUUAAUUCUUCCACACAAAACCCAGAACCCCCUCAGUCAUUGAGCCAACUUCUCUUCACUGGUUUGCCAGGAGAGGAAGAGAGAGUUGCAUUCAGUCAUUUUCAAUCAAAAAAGUUGGAUGGCUGGGAUGAACAUAUGCUUAAUCCAUCCCCCAUAUCUCCUAUGGUUGAUGUAAUAAAGCAAGAGGUUUCCCAAAGUGGAAACUUAUAUCAUCACCAUGGACAUGAUCAGGAGUUUCAGGUUUCUGGAGCACCUUGGUCACAUAACAUGGUGCCAGUUUCUUCUUCCCCUAGGUCUAGUGUUGCUAGCUUGAGUAGUAAUAAUUUAUUGGAUUUCACUUAUAACAAGACAGAUUAUAGGAAGAACCAACUACCAGAUCACACAUCCGAGUGUAAUAGCGCAGCCAGUGGUGGAGUUUAUAAGAAGACUAAGAGUCAGCCAUCUUCAAGCCAACCACCUCUCAAGGUGAGAAAGGAGAAGCUAGGUGAUAGAAUAACAGCACUUCACCAGCUAGUUUCCCCAUUCGGAAAGACUGACACGGCUUCUGUCUUGUUAGAAGCCAUUGGAUACAUAAGAUUCCUUCAGAGUCAAAUUGAGGCACUCAGUUCUCCUUACUUGGGCAAUGGAUCAAAAAACAUGAGGAAUCCACAGUCUCAACAGGUACAUGGAGAAAGAAAUUCUGUAUUUCCUGAGGACCCCGGUCAGCUGUUGAAUGACAAUGGCCUGAAAAGAAAGGGAGCUCCAAACCAGGAUGCAAAAGAUAAGCCAAAGGACUUGAGGAGUAGAGGGUUGUGCUUGGUUCCUGUGUCUUGCACCCAACAUGUUGGAAAUGAAAAUGGAGCUGAUUACUGGACACCUGCAUACGGCAGUGGAUUUUAAGAUUUUAACAUAUAAGCGCAAUGCAGCAAGCAAUCCUUUUUGGAAAAAAUUUAUGGAUGAUAUAACAUCGUGAGCAGUCAAUCUGUAAUAAUGAAAAGGCUGAUUGCUCACGAUGCUAUAUAGCAUUCAUGAUUUACCCAACUCAAAAAUCUUAUCCAUUAUGUACUGUCUCUAAUCUAAUUAUUAGGUUAACUCAAUAAGUUAUUAAUAAGUGUUGUCAAAACAUUAAUUAAUCUGUAAUUUUAGUUUUUCUAAACAUCCGUUUUCUAUGCUUCCAAUUAUUCCUUCUUUAGUUCUGAAGGAUCAUUAUUGAUAAUUAAUUAGCAUUUCUCUCUAUGUUUGUUUAA